CGGGUGCGGAGAAGGCCCAGCCAGCCGGCCACGCCGACCCCCAUGCAGAACCGCAGCUCCAUCGUGCAGGCGGCCCAGCAGGCGCCCGAGGGCCUCGGCCGCACGCCGCUCUGCUACAAGUGCAACAAGGUCAUCAGGGGACGCUACCUGGUGGCACUGGGACACUAUUACCACCCGGAGGAGUUCAUCUGCUGCCAGUGCAGGAAGGUGCUGGAUGAGGGCGGCUUCUUUGAGGAGAAGGGCUCCAUCUUCUGCCCCAAGUGCUACGACACGCGCUAUGCACCCAGCUGUGCCAAGUGCAAGAAGAAGAUCACUGGGGAGGUCAUGCACGCACUGAAGAUGACCUGGCACGUGCAGUGCUUCACCUGCGCGGCCUGCAAAACGCCCAUCCGCAACCGUGCCUUCUACAUGGAGGAGGGACAGCCCUACUGCGAGAGAG
Messenger RNA from Struthio camelus australis, 439 nucleotides. The record is from RefSeq and is a predicted model, not a curated record. NCBI's taxonomy places the organism in Eukaryota, Metazoa, Chordata, Aves, Struthioniformes, Struthionidae.